AAAAAAAAAAAUUCAUGAGAGUGUUGGCCCGGGAGGAAAGAAGAUGGUGCUGGAUCUGGAUUUGUUUCGGGUGGAUAAAGGAGGGGACCCAGCCCUCAUCCGAGAGACGCAAGAGAAACGCUUCAAGGACCCGGGACUAGUGGACCAGCUGGUGAAGGCAGACAGCGAGUGGCGACGAUGUAGAUUUCGGGCAGACAACUUGAACAAACUGAAGAACCUAUGCAGCAAGACAAUUGGAGAGAAAAUGAAGAAAAAAGAGCCAGUGGGAGAUGAUGACUCCAUCCCGGAGAAUGUACUGAAUUUCGAUGACCUUACUGCAGACACUUUAGCUAACCUGAAAGUCUCACAAAUCAAAAAAGUCCGACUCCUCAUUGAUGAAGCCAUCCUGAAGUGUGACGCUGAGCGGAUAAAGCUGGAAGCAGAGCGGUUUGAGAACCUUCGAGAGAUCGGGAACCUUCUGCACCCUUCUGUGCCCAUCAGUAACGAUGAGGAUGCAGACAACAAAGUAGAGAGGAUUUGGGGUGAUUGUUCCGUCAGGAAGAAGUACUCUCAUGUGGACCUGGUGGUGAUGGUAGAUGGCUUUGAAGGCGAAAAGGGGGCCGUGGUGGCUGGGAGUCGAGGGUACUUCUUGAAGGGGGUCCUGGUGUUCCUGGAACAGGCUCUCAUUCAGUAUGCUCUUCGCACCUUGGGAAGUCGGGGCUACACUCCCAUUUAUACCCCCUUUUUCAUGAGGAAAGAGGUCAUGCAGGAGGUGGCACAGCUCAGCCAGUUUGAUGAAGAACUUUAUAAGGUGAUUGGCAAAGGCAGUGAAAAGUCUGAUGACAACUCCUAUGAUGAGAAGUACCUGAUUGCCAUCUCAGAGCAGCCCAUUGCGGCUCUGCACCGGGAUGAGUGGCUCCGGCCGGAGGACCUGCCCAUCAAGUACGCUGGUCUGUCCACCUGCUUCCGCCAGGAGGUGGGCUCCCAUGGCCGUGACACCCGUGGCAUCUUCCGAGUCCAUCAGUUUGAGAAGAUUGAACAGUUUGUAUACUCAUCACCCCAUGACAACAAGUCCUGGGAGAUGUUUGAAGAGAUGAUUACCACCGCAGAGGAGUUCUACCAGUCCCUGGGGAUUCCUUACCACAUUGUGAAUAUUGUCUCAGGUUCUUUGAAUCACGCUGCCAGUAAGAAGCUUGACCUGGAGGCCUGGUUUCCGGGCUCAGGAGCCUUCUGUGAGUUGGUCUCGUGUUCUAAUUGCACGGAUUACCAGGCUCGCCGGCUUCGAAUCCGAUAUGGGCAAACCAAGAAGAUGAUGGACAAGGUGGAGUUUGUCCAUAUGCUCAAUGCUACCAUGUGCGCCACUACCCGUACCAUCUGCGCCAUCCUGGAGAACUACCAGACAGAGAAGGGCAUCACUGUGCCUGAGAAAUUGAAGGAGUUCAUGCCACCAGGACUGCAAGAACUGAUCCCCUUUGUGAAGCCUGCGCCCAUUGACCAGGAGCCAUCAAAGAAACAGAAGAAGCAACAUGAGGGCAGCAAAAAGAAAGCAAGAGACGUCACCCUGGAAAACCGGCUUCAGAACAUGGAGGUCACCGACGCCUGAACAUUCCUGCCUCCCUGUUUGCCAGGCUUUCAUUUCUGUCUGCCGAGAUCUCAGAGCCUGCCCAAGAGCAGGGAAGCCACGCACCCAUUCAUCGCCCUGCCCCCAUCUGAUUAUGUAGCUAAGAGGGGAACAGUGCCACGUACCGCACAGAUGUUCCUGUCUCCUCGCAUGGACAUAGGAACCCAUCACCGAUGACUGAUGAAACCGUGUAAUAAAGCAUCUCUGGGGAGGGCUUAGGACUGUU
This is a messenger RNA of Cebus imitator (Panamanian white-faced capuchin), 1826 nucleotides long. RefSeq names its product serine--tRNA ligase, cytoplasmic-like. The transcript has a single exon. NCBI's taxonomy places the organism in Eukaryota, Metazoa, Chordata, Mammalia, Primates, Cebidae. Bases 44 to 1582 code for a protein of 512 amino acids. The record is from RefSeq and is a predicted model, not a curated record. Gene Ontology annotation, biological process: seryl-tRNA aminoacylation. Gene Ontology annotation, cellular component: cytosol. Gene Ontology annotation, molecular function: serine-tRNA ligase activity; tRNA binding; ATP binding.